UACGCAUCACUUCCGCGCGCGGGCUGCCUUCCGGCGGCGGAGGCGGACCUGAGGCUCGGGGCUCCGCGGCCCCGGUGACGGCCUCGCCCGGCCGAGCGGCGCCCGCCAUGGCCGCUGCCCGGAGGGGCGCGCUGCUGCCGCUGCUGCUGCUGCUGGCCUGGCAGGCCGCGGCGCCGGCCGGCUGCGCGCACGACGACGACGACGACGACGAGGUGCCGGCCGAGUGGCUGCUGCUGCACGUCGUCCAGGGCCACGUCGGCGCCGGCAACUACAGCUACCUGCGGCUGAACCACGAGGGCAGGGUCGUGCUCCGCAUGCGCAGCCUGCGCGGGGACGCCGACCUGUACGUGUCGGACCGCACGCUGCACCCGAGCUUCGACGACUACGAGCUGCAGUCGGCCACGUGCGGCCGCGACGGCGUGUGCGUGCCGGCGCACUUCCGGCGGCCCGUGGGCAUCGGCGUGUACGGGCACCCCUCGCACCGCGACAGCGAGUUCGAGAUGAAGGUCUAUCUCGACAGGACCGCGCCCGGCCAGCCCGCGGCCCCCGCCGAGCCCGCGCCCGCCGACGAGGAGUCGGUGCUGUGGACGCUGGCCAUCGGCGUCCUCAAGCUGCUGCUGGAGCUGCUCUUCUGAGGAC
This is a messenger RNA of Ochotona princeps (American pika), 639 nucleotides long. It is a transcript of the gene C1H6orf120, whose product is annotated as chromosome 1 C6orf120 homolog. The record is from RefSeq and is a predicted model, not a curated record. The transcript has a single exon. Bases 108 to 635 code for a protein of 175 amino acids. Lineage: Eukaryota; Metazoa; Chordata; Mammalia; Lagomorpha; Ochotonidae.